AUGCAGUUAAGCUUUAGCGAGCUUUUAGCGCGGGGCACCCGUCGCAUCCCGCCUCGCAAACCCCUAAACGCCAAAUACCGCGCCGCCCCAGGCCACCACGACCACCCCGAAGACAAGAAGAAACAACAACCCCAGAAGAAGGACGACAAGGCGCAAAAGAAGGAUGCAGCGGCAGCGCCAGAGGGAGGAGAGAAGAAGCUUUCCGGCGCCGAGUUAAAGGCAAAGGCAAAGGCCGAGAAGGCAGCAAGAAGAGCAAAGGCCAAGGAAGCGCAACCCGCACCACCGCCCGGCCAGGGAGGCGCCCAGCAGGGCGGAGCAGGAGACGGUAAAGGAGGAAAGUCGAAACCCAGACAGGAUGGACCCCAGGGAUUUGGUCAAGCUGGCGGCCCGAGGAGUGGUCUGGCGGCCAAGGCUUUGGUGGCUGCUGCUCCCAAGGACAACAAGCCAAAGGUCCCCGAAUGCUUCAGUCACCUGUCUAUGGCUAAGAGGAUACACAUGUCGGAAGCUGAUAAGGAUGUCCACCCGGCCAUUUUGGUGCUGGGUCAGCAGAUGAGCGCCUUUGCCAUCAACGACAGCACCACGAGAUUGGAGGCGACUCUCUUGGCGUUCAAGAAGGUGAUCGACUCCUAUACGACGCCCCCAGGCAACACGUUCUCGCGCCACUUCACUUCACAUGUGCUGAACCCCCAGAUCGAGUACCUCUCGGCAUGCCGGCCCAUGUGCUUCUCCAUGGGCAAUGCCGUCCGCUGGCUGAAGCUCCAAGUCAGUAAGAUCGACAUCGACCUGCCUGACUUCGAUGCCAAGAAGCUCCUCUGCGAAUCCGUUGACAACUUCAUCCGCGAGCGCAUCACCCUCGCCGACUUUGUCAUCGUCAAGACCGCCGCUGACAGCAUCGAUGACGGCGAGGUCGUCCUGACCUACGCCUACCACCCGCUCGUCGAGCGCGCCUUGCGCCAGGCCCGCGCUGACGGCAAGCGCUUCUCCGUCGUGGUUGUCGAUGAUCCGUUUGAGAACACAGGCCGCGACCUCGCCAAGCGUCUGCGCGACCUGCCCGGCAGUGAUGGCGGCGUCGAGGUCGCCUAUUGCCCGGACCUGAGCGCCAUGCGCGAUCAUCUCCGCGAGACGUCGCGCGUGCUGGUCGGUGCCGAGGCCAUGUUCAGCAACGGCGCCAUGUACGCCCGCGCCGGCACGAGCGACAUCGCCAUCGCCGCGGCCGACCAGGGCAUCCGCGUCAUGGCGCUCAGUGAGACCAUCAACUUCACCGAGAGAGUCGCCAUGGACUCGCUCACAUACAACGAGAUCGACCCGGAGCAGAACACCGAGGAUGGGUUCCGGCUGCUGUUCGACACCACGCGCGACCGCCACAUCUCGGUCGUAGUCACGGAAUUGGGCAUCACGUCGCCCGUCUCUGUGCCGGCGAUUCUCAGGAAGUUGGAGGAAUUGUAA
Messenger RNA from Colletotrichum spaethianum, 1446 nucleotides. RefSeq names its product putative translation initiation factor eIF-2B subunit epsilon. Bases 1 to 1446 code for a protein of 481 amino acids. The transcript is spliced from 3 exons. The record is from RefSeq and is a predicted model, not a curated record. Lineage: Eukaryota; Fungi; Ascomycota; Sordariomycetes; Glomerellales; Glomerellaceae.